Molecule: messenger RNA, 1851 nt
Organism: Folsomia candida
Lineage: Eukaryota; Metazoa; Arthropoda; Collembola; Entomobryomorpha; Isotomidae
Product: cytochrome P450 2J6
Exons: 7
Coding region: 259-1746 (495 amino acids)
Molecular function (GO): monooxygenase activity; iron ion binding; oxidoreductase activity, acting on paired donors, with incorporation or reduction of molecular oxygen
Source: RefSeq, a predicted model, not a curated record
AGAUAAGUAAGACAAAAGUGGCCUACUAGUCCACGUCAGUUCUAAAUUAGUCAUGGAAUUUUGGCUGCGGUCUGCUAAAAAUACUAUCGAAUUGUAACGUUGUGGUCACAAUUGCACGAAACUAUACCUGGUCAUGAAAUUUUGGCUACGACCUAUAAAACUAUACUGUCGAGUUGCGUUGUGGUCAAUAGUACGCGAAAUUAGAGAGUGCAAAGAACAAGGCAAGAAUUCCCUGCAAUAAGUAGAGCAAAGUCGAAAAUGUUGUGGGAAUGCGUUAGCAUCCUGGCGUUUGCCGGAAUUUCUGUGAUUUUAAUUUUGGAAGUUUUUAGAAGACCGAAAAAUUUUCCACCUGGUCCAUCGCGAAUUUGGUCGACGAUGGCGCAAUUUAAGAAAAAUCCGUUGGGGGCUUUGAUGCUCUGUAAAGAAAAGUAUGGACCUGUCGUUGGCCUCAAAAUAGGAGAAUUUCGAGUUGUGAUUUUAAACGACCCUGCCGACAUCACGAAAGCAUUUGGAAACAAGUCUUUGAACUCUCGACCACCUUUCUUACCUGCAAUGAUUUACGUGGGGGGAGAAAAUCAUGGUACCCUAACAUCCUCCGACGAAGUUUGGAAGGCAGUUAGGAAUUGCAUGGUGAAAAGUAUGGGCAGCCUGCACACCAGCCCAAUUAAUGGCGAAGCGUCCCUCACCUUAUCCCACGAUAUGGAACCCCUCAAAGAAUUGCUGGAACGUCUGAGUAACCCAGUUUCCAAGGAAAAACUUUCCCUGGCGGAAUUAAGGAGCAAAUUAUACAUUCCGAUCGCCAAUCACGUCUGGCACGUUCUCACGGGUGAGGAAAUACCGGAAGAAAAUAAGGCUGGGUUACAACAGCAGCUAGUAGCUUUACAGAAAGCCCUGUGGCAGCCGAUAUCAUCGCCAGUUUGGUUUUUACCCACGUCCGCGAAGCGAUUGCCCUCAACGAGGACGCUUUUGCAAGAAAUCAAAAAAGCGGUAGACCCCUUGCACGCGAUGGUGGAGGAAAUGGUGCAAGAAACUCAGAAAAAUGGAGACGAUGAUAGUAAAACAUUUUCCCAGGCAUUCUUAAGAGGGUGUCGUUCGUACCCUUGUCUUAGAGGAUAUGAAGCCGUCCACUUGAAAGGAGCAUUCUUCACACUGUGGCACACGGCCGCCGAGACGGUAGGAAAUCUCAUGGCGUGGACGAUCCUUUGGCUUUCCCUGUAUCCAGAAGUGCAGAGAAAACUUGCACAAGAGCUGGGACAGACUGAUAUUCUAGAUUUGAUGAGCCUGCCCUACGCCCGUGCCGUGAUUCAAGAAGUCCUCCGACUUUCGAGUACUGCCCCCUUUGCAAAUUUCCACUGGAGCGUGGAAGACUACAAACUUGGUAACGGGAUGGUCAUUCCAAAGGGUACGGUUGUUAUCGGAAACCUCUUUGGGGUCCAUCACGACCCCUCUGUUUGGCCAGAUGUGGAAGUUUUUCGCCCAGAAAGAUUUCUGGAAAAUGAAGGAGGGGAAGAAAAUCGGGCGAAAGUUUUGCUUCCCUUUUCCGCUGGAUUGAGGACAUGUCCUGGCCAGAAUUUUGCCAGGAAUUUUAUCCUCUACGCCUUGUCGCAAGUACUGAAAGAUUUCCAAUUCAGUUGGGAUCCACAACAAGCAAGACCAACUCCGGAAGAAAUCAUGGAUAAAUCGCUAGUCAGUAUUUUUCGUUUUGUCCCAGAUUUUAAGAUAGUUGUCAGGAAGCGAGAAGAGUAAAGUGGUUGCGAGAGGUAUUUCAUUCCAGUUGUGAUUUAGAAAGGUGUUUAUGCAUGAAUUUUGCGUUGUUUUUUACAAUUUUUUUUCCAUUAUUAAGGAUAAACU